CGGAUUUUGUGCACUCUCGACUUAGUUCGAUACUCUUCCGUCUAGUUUCCUAGGCCCCCGGGUUCCUUAACCCAACAUUGGUGCUCUCGUUGAGAUAGUCAAACACAUCAGGCGUGCUCAGAGAAAAUGGUUGCGUCAAGAAGAGUGACCCGAUCAUCUGCCGCCAACACCGGUGGUGGCCUCAAGAUGACUGUCACGGCGCCGAUCGGCGCGUGUCACGAUGACCUGGACGUCAGCCUCAAUGACGUCGUUAGUCUGAACACCGCUGAUCUACGCCAUCGCAUUCCCAGGCGGCGAACGACGAACGUUGGGGGGUCUCAAGCACCUACCCAGCAAGCACCUACCCAGGGCGCCGGCAUUUUGACUCAACCUUCUCCCAACGGAUUCGUAUGUGGAGAAGCUGUGAUGCUGCCCGGUGACUUCAACUCACCGCUUUUCCAAUUUGGGGAGACCUCUGGUAUAAGGACUCCAGGCCUAGACCCUAGCGAUUUCUGGGCCAUGAUGAGGGCGAAGAUGUUCAAUCAACCCAUGACUGGCUUCCACAUGCCGGUCACGAUUCCGCAGCCGACGUUCCAACCCGAAGGACGUCGUGAGAUCCAGCAGAACGUGGUGGAAAGCGCAGAGCUUUUCGCUCAACACUUGAAGAACGUGAUGACGGACUCCCGCAUGAACCUUUCGGCGGGGGGACCCGAGAACAAGGACUUGAGCCGCUCCCAGCAGCGGGAUAACGGCAAUGCCCCGGAGCGUAGGGCCAACAAGAAGCAGACUAGCCGUCGAGACAAGGAUACGGCAAGCAAGCUCCAUGAACCCCUGAAAGAAAAACAGGGCGAAAGUGAGUCGCACGUGUCUCUGUUCAGCCGGAUGCGAGUGCCGGCCACGGAACGGUUGCAUGGCCGACGGAACGCCUUCCUGCAGGGCGGAGCAGGGAAAAUGAGGAUGCCUUGCGAAGAACAGUGUGACCGACAGAGAGAAGUCCAUCUAGAAAGGCCGAGUUCCCAGAUCGAGCAGUCCAACCAUCAUCCGAUCUUGAGAGCGCCGCAGGGGGCGCCCAACACGAUGGAUGGGGGCGUUGGCAAAUCGUUCCCCGCCACUCUCGACGGGUUGGCGUCUGAGUGGUUCAAUGAGUUGCCUGAGGGGAAGAUCGAUUCCUGGGAAGAUUUGGCGCGGAGGUUCCUAGUGCACUUCGCCAGAAACAGAAAGAAGAAGUUGCAUUUCUCGCACCUCCUGUCGGUACGACAGAGGCCGGACGAGCUAUUGAGGGAAUUCCUGGCGAGAUGGAAGCUGGACACCACCAGAGCCAUUGAGGGAAUUCCUGGCGAGAUGGAAGCCGGACGACAAAACCAGGUUAUCCACUUUCCAUCUAGUUCUACGGUCAGGGGCAGAGACCCGCGUGACACACGGUCCCUCGGAAAGGACGCGUAUGAAGAAGGGGCAGAGGACAGGAAACCUUAUUCCCCCAGUGGUCCCAAGCUGUUAUUUCUGGAUGAGCUUACACCUCUUACACACCCCGUUAGAGCCAUCCUAGAUUUCGCUGAGCAUCAAGGCUUGGUGGAAUAUGACCCGAGAUUUCCUCCGAUUUGUACUGUGGGUGAGGGUCCUUAUUGUCGGUUUCACAGAGCAGCCGGCCAUGACACGAACGCGUGCAAAGUCCUCAAGAGGGAGAUCGAAAAUCUGAUCCAGGCUGGAUACUUGAGGCAGUUCGUCAAAAAGAAGAAUACAUGUUCCCAACUGAUUCGGGAGUGGGAGUGUGUAGAGGAAGCUAGAAGCUCGCCCGGCUCUGCUACCAACAGCAUUGCCACGGCACUGUUGAAGGAGGAAGAAGGACAUCCUCGAGCUGAGCCGGCCGAGAAAACAGAAGAUGUGGUGAUAAUGGAGGAGCAGCAGGAGAAGAAGAUCAAGCUCAGUAUCAACAUGAGUGCCGAGCUUCGGUCAAAAAUCAUUCAGGUACUCAAGGAGAACUUUGUGGUGUUCGCAUGGAAUGUCGAGGACAUGCUCGGAGUCAGCAAGUCUCUCAUCACCCACCGCCUGGCGCCAGUAUCAGAUAGAAAUGAAGCCGAGGACAGCGAUUUCAUGGUGGAAUGCACGGCACGAGACAACAAUCCCACGCCAAUAGCCGAGCAGGGCGAGUGGUGGACCUUGUCCAGCGGCAAAGGCUUGCGUUGGGGGCGUGGUAAUCCAAUCACCUCAAGGAUUCCGCUCAUACCACGCGAUAAAAUUCCAAUUCAAGUCAAAGGUGAGUUUGACACAAAGGAAGAGCGGAUGCGCCUAUACAAGGAGGCAGCCCUGGAAUUGCUCAAAACCCUCAAAGAAUACGAGCUUGUGCAAAUCCCUAGCGCGGAGAACACCGAGGCCGACGUCCUCUCCAAGUUGAGCAACGACAGCCCUGAGCACAUCUCCAAGAUGGCUCAUGUUGAAGACCUAGGAUCUCCAAGUAUCCACGUGCAGCUCAUAUCUGUUAUCACUGAAGGAACCAGCGGCUGGAUCGCAGAGUUGAUCCGAUACAAGAAGGAUGGGAUUCUUCCCAACGGCGAGACGGCGGCCCGUUUGAUCAAACGUAGGGCGCCGACAUAUGUCAUUGAGAACGGCCGACUGUACAAGAGGUCAUACAACGGCACACUGUUGAGAUGCGUUGACGAAGCCCGAGCAGGGCAGAUCAUGGAAGAAGUUCACGAGGGAAUAUGCGCAGCACACCAAGAUACCACCAGGAGCAUGUACGCGAUUCGGCGUCCUCCGGCGGAGAAGGAGGGGAACGACGGACGGCUUUUGGUUGGGAAGACGAGGGAAUAGUUUCCCUAGAAUUAUUGGAAGCCAUGGGAAUGUCGACACAAUUGGCGUAAGGAAGAGGUGGUCUCACAACACAAGUAGUGGUUGGAGUUGGAACUGUUUGCAUCGACACGUGGAUGAAGCAGUGCAACGGUCCAGUGGUUAGGUCUGCUUACAUGGGGA
Cuscuta campestris is the source of this 2946-nucleotide messenger RNA. Lineage: Eukaryota; Viridiplantae; Streptophyta; Magnoliopsida; Solanales; Convolvulaceae. The record is from the annotation of a GenBank genome assembly.